UCUCCUCCUCUGGGAGCCCACUGCCCAGACCGCCAGUGUCCGACCCAGCUGGUGGAGGCGACUGGGCAGCCCUAGACCCACUUCCCCCAAAACAGCAUCUCCUCCUGGAGUGGUGACCACAAUAACCCCGCCUUGGAAUCACUUGAGGAAUUUUUAAGAGAUCUGACGCCCAGACCAAUUCAAUGAGAACUCCAUGGCUGGUCUGAGGAAUACAAAUCUCCAGCUAUCUUCAGCCCUGCUGAGCUCCUGUGCUAUUUCCUAGGCCUUGGCAUCCCCGCCCCCACCCCAGAAACCCAGAAUUCUCUGGAAGAUCAGUCACGAGCACAGCAGCCCAGUGGAUAAGGACUUCCAAGUGUUAGAACAGAAGAAGCACCUGCAGCCUCUCUCCACCAUUUCCAGAGGCUUCAGAGGUAAAGGAUGUAUUCCAGGUUAAAGGCAGGUAAUCAGCAGAGCCAGACUGAGAUCCACUCCUGAGACCCAAUCCAGAGUCUGGGGCUGUCCUGUGGUCAUAUUUUGUUGGAUGAAACCAUGCAUUCUGUGUCUUUGGAAAUUCCCUGUGGAGGAGGCUAGCACUGUCCUCUGAACUGGGAGCCAGAUUCAACUGACCUUUGUCCCUGAGGCAAAGGCCUGGUCCAUGGGCCCAGGUCAGGUACACAAAGGGAGAGCAGGUCCCAGUCCCUGUUCUUUAAAGCAGGAAACCUCAAGUUCUGCUACAGACCCGUCGGAGUCUCCAGGAGAUCCCGAUGCAUGCAGCUCACCACAUAGCAUACGACGAGUCGGGACAUGGAGCUAUGGGAGCAAAUGUUCCAGGAAUUAAUUCAGGAAGUGAAGCCAUGGCACAAAUGGACCCUGACAGUAGACAAAGACCUUCUUCCCAACAGCCUGAAGCCAGGAUGGUUACAGUACCAGCAGAGGGCUUUUGCCAGGUUCCAGUGCUCCUUGUGCUCUCGCAGUUGGGCCUCUGCUCAAGUUCAGGUCCUUUUCCACAUGCACAAGAGUGGGGGGAAACCCAGGGGCAAGGUGAAGAUGAGGGUCUUUGCCCAGAGAUGUCAGAGGUGUGAUCAGUCUCCAUUUGAGGUUCCCGAGUUCACAAAAGAGAACAUCUCAAGGAUCCUGAACAACCUGGUGUUCCGAAUUCUGAAGAAAUGCUACAGAGAAGUUUUUAGGUCCAUGGAGACGAUACCUACCAUCAAGGAAAUCUCUCUUGAAGGGCCGCAUGACAGUAACAACUGCGAGGCAUGUCUGUCGGGCUUUUGUGCUCAGAGUGGGUCAGGUGGGGCCCUGCAGUCACCAGGAUUGCCGUCACUUCCUGCCAUUAGCUCACCUGCCCUUGGGACUGCCAUCCCCAUGCCCUCUCCCACUAGGAGUGGCGCCCCAGUGGACACAGUGAAGGGGAACGCCAGAGCGGACGCGGUGAAGGAGAACGCCAUGGGAAACAAGGGAAAGGCUUUACGCCAACCCUGGUAUACUGUGUCCACAAAGGCUGCGAUCCUCCCCACCCACUGGAGCCCGAGACCAAACACCCACCACCACGUGGAGAGGAGAAUCCAGGUCAGCACCUGGAGUGAGGCGCCCUGUUGCCACACAGUCCGGAAUCUCAGCUGCAGGAACUCUAAUGCUUGCUGCUGUUUUUUCAUUCUGAUCAUCGUCGCGGUGAUUAUCGCAGAGACCAUUCAGUGGACCUCCACAUGAUGCCAGGUUCAAAGUCAUGUAGUACUGUCCCACGGAUAGGAAAUACGCAGAAGAGGUAAAUCCAGAGACAGGAAGUAGCCUGGUGACUGCCAGGGGCUGCGGGGAAGGGCAUUAAUCGGUAUGGGGCUUUUUGUGGGCAGAGGGUGGGUGGUGAUGAAAAUGUUUGGCACAAGUUGGAGGGGGUGGUUGUACAAUACUGUGAAUGCAGUAAAUGCCAUUGAAUUGUUCAUUUUAAAGUGGUUGAUUUCAUGUGAUUUUUAAGGGUUGAUGUUAAUUUCAAUUCAAUGCAGUUUUGUGUAAAGGACGCUGACAUUCUGCUCAUUCUCGGGAGAACUGAGACCGAAGCCUUUAUGGCUCACAGAACUAUUUGGAAAUCUCACGAGACCUGUGGAUCCUCUCUCCCCACAGAAGCUUGCACAGACCCAGUGACGUCAGCCUGUGGAAGCAUUUGCCAUGGUUUUCAUUAGGUUGAAAGCCUGGGUCUCAAAGCAGUGUUCUCCACAGCAGGGUCCGUGCAGCUCAGGACUGCGGCAGGACCAUCCACCCACGUCGGGGAGAUAGCCUUCAAACUCUAUUUCAUGUUUCUUUGCACUUUACUAUUUCUUGUUGCACAGUUUAUAAUGUGCGUUACUGUACUAGUAAAAUGGUAUUGUGACACAAUGUGUAAUUAAAUAAAUAUACACCCAUCUGGA
Messenger RNA from Leptonychotes weddellii (Weddell seal), 2384 nucleotides. Lineage: Eukaryota; Metazoa; Chordata; Mammalia; Carnivora; Phocidae. The record is from RefSeq and is a predicted model, not a curated record.